GGGUAACAUGAAGGAACAUUACUAGGUCUUGUAUUAGGGAUAACGGUGAUUUCUCCAGUACGUGUCGCGUUUCAACCCUUCUUUCUUUGCCUUUUCGCCUUUAAAAGCAAGGAGACAAGCUAUUUUUAUAGCUUUGUUAAAAAAAAAAAGAAGAGCAAAGUAAAAAUAAGAAAGGUUUUCGUUGCUUUUACGUUUCAGCGUUUUUAUCUCUCUUUUUUACGGUUCAUUCUUUUAGCUCUCUUUCACGGUGGUCAAAUUAAGAACCAAAGGAAUUUAGCAACUUAUAUUUCCUUUUUCUUUCUUUCCUUUUUUUGACAUAUCCCCUUGAAGUCACUCAGAACAUUCUUUCCCUCGUCAUUCUUUUUGUUAUCUACUUUUUCCUUUGUUUGUUCAGGUAAUACAGUCAGUCAUUCUUUAAUUAGAGACUUUCUCAAAUACCCUUACUCAAAUAUAUUUCUUCCCACGGAUUCCUUUUCUCUAAUCUUUAUAUAAUUUUUCUUUUUUAUUUCUGCUAAACGUAAUAUCUAUUCAAUAAACCCUUUGUUAAUUGAACACGGGCACAAUCAUCGUCAGUCUAUUCAUGGUGAAGAUUCGACGUUCUUGGAAAAGCCAUAGUCGCAUUUCGAAUAAAGAUCCGUUUUCCAUUGAACCCCCUAGAAAGGUCAUACGGGCUUUGUAUGAUUACACAGCACGAAAAGCUUCUGAAAUAUCUUUUACAAAAGGAGAUUUUUUCCAUGUAAUUGGUCGUGAAAAUGACCAACUCUGGUAUGAGGUCUGUAAUCCGGCCGCAGGAACACAUGGAUUUGUCCCUGUUUCUCACUUCGAAGAAAUUGGGAAAAAUGCAAGUUCUAUGAGAAAUAGCAGCGGUAGUGAAUCCACUGGGAAUUUCGUGGAUCUAACCAACUCUACAAAUUCUCCUCGGAUUUCUUUAAAUGAUUUGCAAACUUCUACUCAGCCUCUUUUUGGUAUUGUGCAGUUCGAUUUUGUUGCAGAAAGGGCAGAUGAACUAGAUGCUAAAGCCGGUGAAACAAUUAUUAUUAUUGCUCGCUCUAAUCACGAGUGGUUGGUCGCAAAGCCAAUCGGUAGACUAGGUGGACCAGGUCUUAUUCCUCUCACAUUUAUUCAAUUACGAGAUUUAAAGACAGGUGCCGUGAUCAAACAUAUCAGCGAAGCUAUUUUGCGUACCUCUUGCAUUCCACGAGUAGAAGAUUGGAAACGUGCUGCCGCUGAUUACAAAAAAAGCAGCAUCCCUUUAGGGACUUUUCAGUCUCCAUUGGAAGACUCCUCAUCUUCAGUUGGAUUCGAAUCUAAAAGUACCUUAACUGAUCCAGUGAAGGAGUCAUCACCUUUUUCAACGCCUUCUUCAUACGUAAGCUCUUCGAAACUUAGUCCAUCAAACAAUAUUAGCGAUGGUCAAUACAUAUCCUCUGCUUCAUCAAACACUAUUUCUCAUUUUAAUGUUCCUUAUGUAAUUGCUGCAAUGGUGGAAGCGUAUUUUGCUCAUAAUAAUCAAUUUUGGUACUUGGUACGUGCAGUAAUGAGUGAUGGCCGACAUCGAAACCUUUGCCGUUAUUACGAAGACUUUUAUCAUCUUCAACUGACAUUACUUGAUGCAUUCCCCAGCGAAGCUGGUCAUGGACAAGCUCGUCGUAUCAUUCCCUACAUGCCUGGCCCUGUAGAUGAUGUGAAUGAAUUGAUUUCAUCUCAACGAGCUUUGGAUCUUGAUGUCUAUGUAAAAGAACUUUGUCGACUUCCUUCUCAUCUGUUGGAGAGUGAUUAUAUAAAAAAGUUCUUUUUACCUAUGGAAGGUGACGUUGAUGCUUCUCAUCCUACCAGUUCUAUGCCUCGUGUUGUAGAGCGCCCGUUCAUAUUUUUAGAAUCACAAAAGGCAAAAAGCCUUACUGCCCCCAAUACGCCUGUUUCCGGGAACGGUCAUAAUAAUACUACCCCGAUGUUCCAGAAGGUAAAAAUUCGUUCUGGAGAUGAGACAUUUGCCUUGCGAAUUGCCUCGGAUAUAGCUUACGAAGCAUUUAUUGAUAAACUGAAAGCAAAGUUGGGUUUCCAAUGGUACAAAUUGGUUUAUAGAGACGAAGCCACAAAUGAUUUCUUACCUAUGUGUAACGCAGAUGAUCUUCGCAAUGCAUUCUCUCAGAAGUCCGGUGCUUUAUUGCUUGCAGAGAGACAGAAAGUUUGACUUUUCAAUUUUGAAUCAUUCAUACUCAACUAUUUGAAUGAAACGCAGUAUUUUAUGAUGGUUUUGUGCAACUUACAUUCCCUUCUUUUUAUUGCAUUCAUAUUUACUGAUAUUUCUUUUGAUGGCAUGUUUUCUAUAAUUUGGCUAUACUUUUGUGUUGACAUUGAUCAUGUUUUCUAGUUUUUGUACUUUAUUUCGGGUUCCUUUCGUUCUUAUUUAAUAUAUUCCAUUCUUUCACGAAUUCUCACAAAUGCCUAGUUUAACUUGUCAUCUUC
Schizosaccharomyces cryophilus OY26 is the source of this 2469-nucleotide messenger RNA. Its product is annotated as scaffold protein Scd2. Gene Ontology annotation, molecular function: protein binding; phosphatidylinositol binding. The coding region runs from base 581 to 2194 and encodes 537 amino acids. The record is from RefSeq and is a predicted model, not a curated record. Lineage: Eukaryota; Fungi; Ascomycota; Schizosaccharomycetes; Schizosaccharomycetales; Schizosaccharomycetaceae. The transcript is spliced from 2 exons.